Molecule: messenger RNA, 1885 nt
Organism: Aureobasidium musti
Lineage: Eukaryota; Fungi; Ascomycota; Dothideomycetes; Dothideales; Saccotheciaceae
Source: the annotation of a GenBank genome assembly
CAUCAUGGCGCCCAUUCUUUCUGCCAUGACUCGCUUGUCAGCGGUCAUUUCUUCUGUGAUUCUCCUUUCUACUGACACGGUCCUUGGUACUACCACUCGCGAGAAGACUCUUACUGGAACCUACGACUAUAUCAUCGUUGGCGGCGGUGUAUCAGGCUUGGUCGUCGCGAACAGACUUUCAGAAAAAUCGCAGACGUUACUUACCAUGACCAGANNAUCUGUUCUUGUCCUCGAGUAUGGUUACAAUGACAACUCAACCAACACUCUCUGGCCUUAUUAUGGUACCGCAUAUAAUGAUCCUGACAUGUUCGAGAUCAACUCCGCCCCUCAGAAAGAUCUCCAGAACCAGACCUUUGUGGCCUACGCAGGCAAAGUUCUCGGAGGUGGUUCCAUCGUGAAUGGUAUGGGUUACGACCGUGGUACUCAACCCGAUUACGAUGCUUGGGGCCUGCUCGGCAACGAUGGCUGGAAUUGGAGCAACUUGCUUACCUAUUUCAAGAAGAGUAGCACUUUCACUCCCAACAAGAAGGACACUCUCGACAAGUAUAACUACACUUACGAUCUAUCGGCUUAUGGCAGUGGACCUGUCCAAGUCUCUUUGCCUGAGUGGCAGUAUCCCGAGAUGCCUGCCUUCUGGGAUGCCAUGGAUGAGAUGAAGAUAAACAAGGUGCAAGAGGGCGCUCUCGGCAGGCCUGGACAUUUCUGGGUCCCUGCCAGUACCGAUCCGAAGUAUCAGACCAGAUCCUCAGCCCGUACUGCUUACUACGAUCCCAUUGCUUCUCGUCCAAACCUCAAGGUCGUUACUGGGGUUCAGGUUCAGGAGAUCGUCUUCGCUACUCUAACCGCCAAAGGUGUCAAGCUGCUUGACAGAGACACCGGUAAGACAUACACUGCUUACGCCGACAUGGAGCUCAUCCUUGCCGCUGGCGCUAUCCACACUCCUCAGAUCCUGCAGCUCAGUGGUGUAGGUCCUGCUAGCGUGCUCAAGCAGGCAGGCAUCAAGGUCAAGGUGGACCUUCCUGGUGUUGGCAACAACUUCCAGGACCAUCCCGCAGCGUACUUGAUGUGGUCCUUCAACAACGACACAACUCCCAACACAAACUCUUUGACCAAUAAUGCGACUUUCAACGCGACUGCUUACGAUGAGUACGUUGCUAACAAGACUGGCCCUUACACACAGGCUCAUGGAAACGGUGCUGCAUUCCUGCCUCUCUCCAAGAUUGCUCCGGAUACUUACAAAACGAUCGCAAACAAGCUCGCUUCCCAAAAAGCCGCCGCCUAUCUUCCUGACAUGUACUCCGAUUACCCCGAACUCCUUGCUGGUUACGAAGCACAACGCACGAUACAGGUUGAGCAGUUCGGCUCUGAUAAUGCCUCGAUGUAUGAAUUCUCUUUCCAGGGUGGUGGUUUUGCUAUUACUGCUCUUCAAAAGCCUACUAGCCGUGGAACUGUUUACCUCGAUCCCAAGAACCCUUACGGCGAGCCGAUCAUCGAUUAUCACGGUCUCCAGAAUCCUGUUGACAUCGACCUUCUGCUGGCAAGCAUUCGGUACACUCGUCAGAUCUACAACACUUCUGCUCUCUCCGUCUUUGAGCCUGUCGAGCUCACCCCUGGCGUCAAGUACCAGACCGAUGAUGAGCUCAAGUCUCAAAUUGCAUCUGGUCUUGUUCUGCCCACUUUUGCUCAUCCUGCUAGCUCGUGUGCUAUGAUGCCAAGAAACUUGGGUGGUGUGGUGGACUCUGGCCUCCAAGUUUAUGGUAUCAAGAAGGUUACCAUUGUCGACGCUUCGAUCAUGCCUCUCAUUCCUGGUACUCAUCUUCAAGCGACUGUCUAUGCUGUUGCUGAGAAGGCUGCCGACAUUAUCAAGGCUAGACACGGCGCUUUG